AUGGUCUCGACAUUCCUCACCCCGACGCGCGUCGCCAAAGAGCACGACCUGGCCUCACUGCACCUGCGCCGCGACCAGGCCCUGCCCGUGGUUCUCUCCACACAGGUGACCCGGGAUGCCGACGACGGGUACGCCGAGGGCGUGGUGACCAACACGCGGUUCGGCUCGUUUCCACACUCGACCAUCAUCGGCGCUCCCUGGGGGAGCCAGAUCCGGGCCAGCAAAGUCGAUACCGGCUCGAGGGGACGAAUCAAGCAGAAGCAGAAACAGAAGCAGCCACAACAGAAGGGAAAGGAUAUCGUCUCCGGCGGUGGCGGGAAGAAAAGAAAGGCCGACGAAGCGCUCUUGGAAGAUGAAGACAGGAGAAUAAAGACGGCGGCGGCGGUGGAGGAGGUGGUGGUAGGGGACGAAGAGGAGGGAGGCCGAAGAAGCGAGCAUGUAAAUCCUCCGCAAGACGGGUUGCAAAGAGGAGAAGGGACGGGAGCGGUCGAGGGAGCAGCAGUCAAGGAGGCCGUCGUGGCCGAGUCGGGCUUCGUGCACGUCCUCCCGCCCACGCCCGAGAACUGGACCACCAGUCUCCCCCACCGGACCCAGGUCGUCUACACGCCCGACUACAGCUACAUCUUGCACCGGAUCCGCGCGAGGCCGGGGAGCAGGCUGAUCGAGGCGGGCAGUGGCAGCGGGAGUUUCACACACGCCGCCGCCAGGGCUGUCUUUUGCGGGUAUCCCGAAGACGAGCACCGUUCUCGUCAAAGUGCGGACGAGGAGGAAGGGAGGAGCAGUGACAUCCAGGACGCAGUGCAAGGAGAGAAAGAGGGGAUUGGAGAAACCACGCCAGAUGACAAGGGCAAGGGACACGAGGACAUCGACCGGUUCGGACGAGUAUUCAGCUACGAAUUUCACCGCGAGCGGCACGAAAAGGUCAAGGCGGAGAUGGUCCAGCACGGACUAGACACCGUGGUGCACGCCAUGCAUCGAGAUGUCUACAAAGAUGGGUUUCUGAUCUACGAUUCUGAAGACACUCCCACCGGCGAGAAAACGUCCCCCAACGCAAACGCCAUCUUUCUGGACCUGCCUUGUCCGUGGGAAGCUCUUCCACAUUUGACGCGCGAGUCGUCGCAGCAAGGUUCCCCCAGCGUCCUCGACCCUCACUCGGCGGUCCAUAUAUGCACAUUUAGCCCUUGUAUCGAGCAGGCGCAAAAAACUAUCUCCGCGCUUCGGAAAUAUGACUGGAUCGAGAUCGAGAUGAUCGAAGUCCAACACAAGCGCAUCGACGUUCGACGAGAAUACACCGGCUUGCAGUACAAUGGCAUGCGCGGCACCAACGCUUUUGCUGCGAAUGUUGAGGAGGCGGUCUCUCGACUCAGAGAGGUAGAACAACGGUUAAAGGAUUUCCACACAGGAAAGAGCCUGGGUGAAGACAAUAAGUCUAGAAAGGUCAAGGACCAGCAACACCAAGUCGACGUGGGGAAACUACCAUUCAACGGAGGCAGGCUCGUGCACAGGACAGAGGCCGAAGUGAAAACCCACACUUCGUACCUCGUCUUUGCUGUGUUACCAAGGCUCUGGACCGAAGAAGACGAAGCCUUAGCACAGGAGAGGUGGUCGAAGCAUGUCAAGAUGGUAUCGCAUGCGCCCAAGAGCCAGCGCCAACUGAAGAAGGAAGCAAAACUGAGAGCGAAAGGUCAGCUCCAGAACGAUGUUAAGGACAAAGAGUCGGAGGUGAACGCAGAGGCGGCAAAGAAUGCCAUGUGA
Messenger RNA from Fonsecaea pedrosoi CBS 271.37, 1755 nucleotides. RefSeq lists its product as uncharacterized. The record is from RefSeq and is a predicted model, not a curated record. NCBI's taxonomy places the organism in Eukaryota, Fungi, Ascomycota, Eurotiomycetes, Chaetothyriales, Herpotrichiellaceae. Bases 1 to 1755 code for a protein of 584 amino acids. The transcript has a single exon. Gene Ontology annotation, cellular component: nucleus; tRNA (m1A) methyltransferase complex. Gene Ontology annotation, biological process: tRNA methylation.